Plutella xylostella (diamondback moth) is the source of this 1934-nucleotide messenger RNA. RefSeq lists its product as uncharacterized. The record is from RefSeq and is a predicted model, not a curated record. NCBI's taxonomy places the organism in Eukaryota, Metazoa, Arthropoda, Insecta, Lepidoptera, Plutellidae.
CACUAGUACGGGGCUGGAACAAGUAGACGGCAACUCUUUUGUCGUUGAUUGUACACACGUGAAUUUACGCUGCGGCGUGUUAUACGAGCGAAGCAGUAGAAUAUUCCCUCGUACAGAGACGUGACCGGUCUCUCUGUGUAAUGGUUGUGCAAAACAUACGCCACGGUGUUAAGUGUUGUUAGCGGCACGCAAUCCUGCAUUGGAAAUGUUAUAAAAACUAUUUGAAAGAGUGCGGUGGUUGGUGCUAUGGUGACGUGAGGAGCGAUGCGGUGGAGCGAGUGGUGGGCGGUGGCGCUGGUGCUGGGCGGGUGCGCCGCGCAGCCCGCGCCCACCGUGUGCCACGACGAGUCCUGCCGCUGCGACUCCUUCACGAGGGUCAUAUGCAACUGCACGCAGAACUACGACGAAGUGACGCUUCGACCCGACGGCGCUUACCGGGUGCCGUCGACGGCGACGGCCAUCAUAAUAAGCGGUUGCGCGCGCGUGUAUUUCCUGUCAGACACGGCGCGCACGCUGCCGCAGCUGCGCCUGGUGCGGCUGGAGCACGUGCGGCACGUGUACCUGGCCGAGCGCGCCCUGGCCACCCCCGCGCCCCCCGCGCCCGACCCCCGCGCCGCCCCCGGCCUGCGCCUUGCCAUACACAACUGCACCGUCAACGAGGUCGCCUCGCACGCCGUCAAGGGUCGCAUCGACGACAUAUCCAUCACCGGCAGCCGAAUCCACGUCAUCAAACCCUUCGCCUUCUCCAGUCUCAUCGGCGUUAACAGCAUAGAGUUAGCCGAUAACACUUUCGAUAACAUCGAGACUCAAGCGUUCAAGAAGUUCACAACGGAGAACUUCAUCCUCCGCGGAGGAUCAAUCAGGACUCUGCCGAGUAGAUUCCUGUCGGACGUUGAAGUUACGAAUUUAUUCCGAAUGGACGGAGUUACAGUGCAACAGCUGUCCAGCGUAGCGUUUCUCGUCAACGGCCCAAAGAGAGUCGUGAUAGAGAGCAAUGUGAUAGAAGCUCUAGAAGGCGACGGUUUCCACAUCAGCACAAGAGGGCCGAUCACUUUCAGGAACAACACGGUGGCGUCGAUGCACAAGGGUGCAUUUCUGGGGAUAUCUGUGGAGCCGCAGGUGACGUCAACGUUCGGGGUGCAGGAGCUGGUGCUGGACAACAACACGGUGAGCGACAUGUCGCCGGCGUCGCUGGCGUACAACGGCAGCGGCGUGUCGCUGCGCGUGGACGGGCUGAACCUGGCGGCGGAGUGCUCGUGCGGGCUGGCGGCGCGCUGGCGCGAGGUCACGGCGCGGCACGGCGGCGCGCUCGCCUGCUGGUACCCGCUGCAGGGGCACUACGUGUCACUACCCACCUACGUCGACAGUCGAUGCAGCGCAUUUAAACAGAACUUCUGGAUAUUCAUCAUCGUGGGAGUGGUGCUCGCGGUGCUAGUGGCCGUCGUCGUCGUCUUCAUCAUCGUGAGACGCGAGAACGAGAAGAAGAAGAAGGUCCAGAUCGUGCUGCCGGACGGGAAGACGUACCGGGAGACCGAGUUCCACAUCGUAGUGGAAAGGGCCGAGUUGCUUAACACGGACUUGUGAGUGGACAAUGCAUUACGAGCGCAUUAUGUGACGCAAUUGAUCUCUGGCGGCGCGAGGUGCAUGGAGUCAAGUGAUAGAGACAGACAAUUCCAGGUCGCGCUAAUUGGAACAGUCAUAGUGAGUGCUUCAUGUACAUACCUGCAUGUGUUUGUGUAUCUAUAGAUGCUUAUGCUACCUCAAUGUAAGUCUAGUUUAAUAAGCCAGUCAAAGAUGUGCCAAGGUAAUGUAAACCGUAUUGUCGUCUUGCAGUAUUAUAAAUUAAAUAAGUAUAAUUAUUAUAACAUCCAUUUUAAUAACCUUGGUUAUUAAGAGUAAGUAGGUUCUUUAGAAAUAAAUUAUUCUUUCAACAA